CGUUUGUUUUACAUCACCAAGCGUUGUUUUGUUAUCAGAUCUGUUAUUGUCGGGCAAGCAGCAUGUUGGAAAGCGGAGAACACUUUUUUGAGGGCGUUGAGAAACUACUCGAGAUCUGGUUUGAGGAGAGCUCCAACAGCGAGAAUGAUCUGCGUAACAUUAGCAGAUCUGAUUGGGAAAACGUUCUUAGCAAUGUCAACUGUGAAAUAAUAAGCACUUCCAAAAACGAUACUAUAGAUGCUUUUGUUUUAAGCGAAAGCAGUAUGUUCGUUUCGAAGCGACGAUGGAUUCUUAAAACUUGUGGAACUACAACUCCUCUUAAAUGCUUAGGCCUGUUGUUAAAGUUAGCGGAGGCUAAUGGGUUUAAUGUAGUCGCAGAUUUGUUCUACUCAAGAAAGAAUUUUAUUAGACCAGAAGCCCAGAUAACUCCCCAUCAGGGCUUUACAGAGGAAGUUACUUAUCUGGACUCCAUUUUUCCGAAUGGAAGAUCAUAUUGUCUGGGCUCUAUGAAUCUGGAGUGUUGGUACCUCUACACCUUUAGUCGCGCUGAUAUUAAAAUUUGUUCUCAACAAAUAUCGGAUAAGAAUGAGGUUGACUCUGAGCCAGAUCAAACUAUUGAAAUCCUCAUGCAAGACCUUGAUCCCGAUACCAUGUCGAUCUUUUACAAAAACAAAUAUGAUAAUGCUCAUGGGGCUACUUCGAAAUCUGGAAUCGAUACAAUAUUGCCAAGCAUGCACAUUGAUGAUUUUUUGUUUGAUCCCUGCGGAUAUUCAAUGAACGGAAUUAAUGACAAGGGGGAGUACAUGACAAUUCACAUUACUCCAGAAAACAAGUUUUCGUAUGUUAGCUUUGAAACAAAUGUGGCGCUAAGCAACUACAGGAAACUUAUUAAUCAGGUUAUCAACACCUUCAAGCCGGGCAAGUUUAUUGUAACUAUUUUUGCCAAUAAGUGCUCCUUGGCUUAUGAGACCAUGAAAGAGCUGGAAGUGGAGUAUUCCAAAGGAUCCCACUGGAAGCGAACGGACAUGCAAUGCUGCAAUUUCCCGUCCUACAACCUUCUGUUCGCGCAAUAUUCUUAUAAUGAACAAAAUGUUGAUAACUUAUGAUGUUUCCACUCCAACGGUAAUUGUGAUUGUUUUACGUAUGUCUAACAAAAGUUAUUGUUCGUUUGUUGAUAAUUAAUCAAAACAGAAGUCGAAUAAACACUAGAUUAAAUACUUGGUA
This is a messenger RNA of Drosophila biarmipes, 1224 nucleotides long. RefSeq names its product S-adenosylmethionine decarboxylase proenzyme (gene SamDC). The coding region runs from base 63 to 1106 and encodes 347 amino acids. Lineage: Eukaryota; Metazoa; Arthropoda; Insecta; Diptera; Drosophilidae. The record is from RefSeq and is a predicted model, not a curated record. Gene Ontology annotation, molecular function: adenosylmethionine decarboxylase activity. The transcript is spliced from 7 exons. Gene Ontology annotation, biological process: spermine biosynthetic process; spermidine biosynthetic process. Gene Ontology annotation, cellular component: cytosol.